This is a messenger RNA of Oncorhynchus keta (chum salmon), 2599 nucleotides long. RefSeq names its product zinc finger protein 239-like. The transcript is spliced from 2 exons. Gene Ontology annotation, biological process: regulation of transcription by RNA polymerase II. Bases 64 to 1152 code for a protein of 362 amino acids. Lineage: Eukaryota; Metazoa; Chordata; Actinopteri; Salmoniformes; Salmonidae. Gene Ontology annotation, molecular function: RNA polymerase II cis-regulatory region sequence-specific DNA binding; DNA-binding transcription factor activity, RNA polymerase II-specific. The record is from RefSeq and is a predicted model, not a curated record.
GCUAGCUGGGUAGCUAAAACAGCCUAGUCGCUCAGGCUAACUAACUUGCCAACCUCUCUGAGCAUGAGUUUACUAAAAUACUCUCCAUCUGCUAAAGAAGAGGGGGUCUGCUGGACGGAGAAAGAAGCUCUGGGGCUGGACAUUGUCGUAAAAGAGGAGGAGGAAGAGGAUGUUCCAGUGAAAAAAGAAAAUAAAGAAAUUCCUGUGAAAGAAGAGGAAGGAGAGUUCAGAGUGAAAGAGGAGGAGGAUGUUACUGCGAACGAGGAGGAGAAAGAGAAGGAACAGGAUACCGUUUUUGGAGUGAAGGAGGAGGGGGAGAUAACUGUCACAUUGAAAGAGGAGGAUGAGACGGGAGAUCUGAUUAACACCGAGAGACCAGACUCUCACUCUGACAGCGGGGAGAGUCCUUCAGGGGAACCAGAUGCAGAGACGUCCAAACCAGCGAGACGACACCACUGUUCCCAGUGUGGAAAGAGUUUUACUCAGUUAAGGGGCCUGAAAAUGCAUAGGAGAAUACACACAGGAGAUACACCUUACCACUGUAUCCACUGUGGAAAGAGUUUUAGGUGGUUAGGAAGCCUAAAGGACCAUAAGAGAAUACACACGGGAGAGAAGCCUCACCACUGCUCCGAGUGUGGAAAGCGUUUUACCCGAUUACUACACCUUACAUCACAUCAAAGGACACACACAGGAGAAAAGCCUUUCCCAUGUUCCCAGUGUGGAAAGGGUUUUACCCAGUUAGGGAGCCUGAAGGAGCAUGAGAGAAUACACACAGGAGAAAGCCCUUUUCCAUGCUCCCAGUGUGGAAAGAGUUUUACCCGUUUAAGGAGCUUGAAGGGGCAUGAGAGGACACACACAGGAGAAAGGCCUUUCCAAUGUUCCCAGUGUGGAAAGGGUUUUAACCGGAUAGGGAGUCUGAAGGAGCAUGAGAGGACACACACAGGAGAAAAGCCUUUCCAAUGUUCUCAGUGUGGAAAUAGAUUUACCCGGUUAGGGAACCUGAAAGGGCAUGAAAGAAUACAUACAAAACCACAGGAGGAGGAGGAGGAGAAGAAAUACCAUUGCUCUCAUUGUGGAAAGAAAUUUUUCCGAUCAGAGGACCUGAAAACACAUGAGAGGAUAGAGAGGCUGUGUUCUGACUUAAGUUUUUGACUGAGAAUGUGUGUUUUUGUUCAUGCCACAUGAAAUCAAAUUGUAAAUGCAAAAGCUUGCUAAAAAAUAGGCCUACAUUUGUUUUUCAUUUUUAACCUCGAGGCAUACAGGAUGGUUCUCAAUAUGCAUACGUUCUCUUGAGUACUUUCUUGUGAGGAUGAAUGUGGAGAAGGCAUAAAACAUUUGAUUUGAGAAGCAAUUGCACCCCCCGCACUGUGUUACAUCACGCUGCAUCUCCCCAUUCACUGAGCCUUCUUCCAGCCAGGACAAUGGAAACAAUAGAGACGAAACAAGAUAGACACAAAGCAAAUCUUUUACUUCAUAAUUAUCAGCUAGAUAUAUGUGAUUCGUAAUCUAACUAUCCAUCUAGCUAGUAAACAGGCAAAAAUGAUCUAAAACGAAUGUUAUGCAAGGUAGAUGUCAAUUCUUCAUGGUUUGCUAGCUAGCCAGUUAGUCCUAUUGACUUACACUGAACCUUGCUUUUUCUAGGCAGGACAAUGGCAAGAGACGAAACAAGAUAUACACAAAGCAAAUGUUUUACUUCAUAACUAUGAGCUUGCUAUAUGUGAAUCGUAGUAAUAUAGCUAACCAGAUAGUUUAACAAGCAAAAAUGACCUAAAACCAAUGUGAUCAAGGUAGAUGUAAAUUCUUUGUGGGUAGCUAGCUAACAAUUCUUUGUGGCUAUCUGGCUAGCUAACAGUAGUAGCUAGCAUGUUAUCUCUAUUGAUUUACUAUGGGCUUAGGACCUACGAACACUACAGUGGGUAUUGUAGGCAGGUAACCAUGGCAAAAUUAACACUGCAUGUAUUUAUUAACAUAGCAAGAUAAAAUAUUGCAGCCAGGCAACAUAUGAGAUGUGAAUAGGCAACAUUUCAUUCCAAAGUUGGAGUAUAUUUUCUCCUUCUUCAGCUCAAAUAAUGGUCUCCAUUGAGUUCAAGAAAAUUUGAGAAACAUCUACGGUGUCUUCAGAAAGUAUUCCUUUGACUUUUUCCACAUUUUCUUGUUACAAAAUGAGAUUAAAGUGGAUUUAGUUGUCAACAAUCGACACAAAAUAAUCAGUCAAAGUGGAAGAACAUGUGUUACUUUUUAUUAAUGGAAAAUAAGACACUAAUAUAGGUUUGUAGGCCUCCUUGCUCGCACAAGCUUUUUCAGUUCUGCCCACAAGUUUUCUAUAGGAUUGAGGUCAGGGCUUUGUGAAGGCCACUCCAAUACCUUGACUUUGUUGUCCUUAAGCCAUUUUGUCUUGAGAUGUUGCUUCAAUAUAUCCAUAUAAUUGUUCUACCUCAUGAUGCCAUCUAUUUUGUGAAGUGCACCAGUCCCUCCUGCAGCAAAGCACCCCCACAACAUGAUGCUGCCACCCCCGUGCUUCAUGGUUGGGAUGGUGAAGGUACCUGAGCCUCAAAACAUCACUGCUCUAGAGAUCUGCAUGGAGGAAUGGGCCAAUAUA